AAAUUAACGUCAAUAAUGAAAUUUUGCCAACUAACAAAGCAAAGUCACCACUCCUGAAUCUGUGGCCACCCAGAAUGAGAGUGGCCAAAACAACACAAAGUACAGCACAAUCUCACCACUCUUUCUAGAAAGCCAAUUCCUGACAUCCUCCUCUUAACCCUCAAACAUAUCAUAAAAAUUUUGAAAAUUGAAAAACCCCAUCACUUUGAAUCUUCAUUGAAUCCUGUCUCUCUCUUAUUCUUCUUGGUUUGGACCAUUUUCUUUAAACUAAAAUAAAAAUCAUCUCUUGAUUCUGAAGUUGCCAAAAACUUGCCUUUCAAGUGUGCUGUGUUCCUUAUAUUAGUGUAAUUAAUUUUGGGGUGGCAUAGAUCUUGGUUUGGACACAGUUUUGCUGAUCAGAAGUAAAGGAGAGCAAAUUGAACAAGUUCCAUUUAAAUCCUUGCAGGUGAAAUCUGAACUGAAGAUUGUUUUUUUCUGGGUUAGGUUCCAAUAUAGGUUACUUGUAAAGUGAUUGAAGAUUGACUUAUUGUGAAGUUUCCUCCACCUUUUGUGCCUUCAAAAAUUGUUUCUUUCUGUUGAGGGUAAUCAGAUCUGAGCCUAUUAUCUGAAGGUGGGUCCCAACUCUCCAAACCAAACCAUUGUCACUUUGUCAUAUCUUAUGUUACUUGUAUAGCUCCCAAAUCAAAAUCUUUGGCAUUGGGUGUGGAUUGAUACCGAUUUAGAAUAAGCAUCUCUGCUUGAAAACCAUGUUUUAUCCUGCAGAAAACAUGGACCCCUUUUUGGUUAAAUGCUAAGUGCUAACCAUGCUAUUCUUGGCUAAAAGGGUGGUUGUCCUCUGGCUGAACCAUUGUACUUCUUAUUGUGUUUCUCUUAUCUUCUAAAUUUUGUGGGGUUCUUGCUGCCUUGGGUUUCAACUUUCUACUCAUCUUCAGGAGCUGAACACAGACUGAGAUCUUGGUUCUUGCCCUUGAAGUGAAAGGGUUCCAAAAUUUGAUUUUGAUUUAGCUGUGCUACAAGAGUAUGAGGAAAAAUGCUGGUUCUCAUUCAGGAAGGAUGUUUAGUGACAGGAAGUGGAUUAUCCCCUUUUUUGCAAGUUUGCUGGUGUCUGUGAGUCUGGUUCUGACAGCUAUUGUUGGGGUGCUUAGUUCUACUGGUGGGGUAGAGCAGUCACCGUUUGAAAUCAUUUCGUUCAAGGGAUCGCAGGAUUCUGGUGGAUAUUUUGUGGAAUCAGAUAUAGAAAGGUCUUUUAAUGAUAGUGUGGUUGUGAAAAUGGAGGCACCUAGGUUUGCAUAUCUUAUUUCAGGCACCAAGGGUGAUAGUCUAAGGAUGAUGAGGACAUUACAGGCAGUGUACCACCCAAGGAAUCAAUACAUCUUGCAUUUAGAUCUUGAGGCGCCACCCCGGGAAAGGUUGGAAUUGGCAAAUGCAGUGAGAGCUGAUCCAAUAUUUCACGAAGUAGAGAAUGUGCGUGUUAUGUCUCAAUCCAAUUUAGUAACUUAUAAGGGUCCAACAAUGAUUGCAUGUACCCUCCAGGCUAUUGCAAUUUUAUUGAAGGAGAGUUCAGGGUGGGACUGGUUUAUAAAUCUCAGUGCCUCAGAUUAUCCUCUUGUGACACAGGAUGAUUUGCUUCAUGUUUUUUCGAAUCUAUCAAGAGAUCUCAAUUUCAUAGAACAUACACGCAUUGCUGGUUGGAAACUGAACCAAAGAGCAAGACCAAUCAUUGUUGAUCCUGCCCUUUAUUUAUCUAAGAAAUCUGAUUUAGCGUUGACUACUCAACGAAGAACACUUCCCACGACUUUUAAACUGUUCACUGGUUCAGCUUGGGUUGUGCUGACUCGAUCCUUUGUGGAGUACUGUAUAUGGGGAUGGGAUAACUUUCCAAGGACUAUGCUAAUGUAUUAUACGAAUUUUAUCUCCUCGCCAGAGGGAUAUUUUCACACUGUCAUUUGUAACACUGAAGAAUUCCGACAUACAGCAAUAGGUCAUGAUCUUCACUACAUUGCUUGGGACACUCCCCCAAAGCAACAUCCAAUCUCUUUAACUGCGAAGGACUUUGCCAAAAUGGUUAAAAGCAAUGCACCCUUUGCCCGCAAGUUUGCGAGGAAUGAUCCUGUGCUAGACAAGAUUGACAAAGAACUUUUGGGGCGCACGCAUAGAUUUUCACCUGGGGCAUGGUGUGUCGGGACCUCAGAUGGUGGUGCUGACCCUUGUUCUGUACGUGGCAAUGAUACCGUGUUUAGGCCAGGCCCUGGUGCUGAGAGGCUACAUGAGCUGAUUCAAGUGCUGUUAUCUAAAGAAUUUUUAAGCAAGCAGUGUUUGUGACAAAGGGGUACCUCCCGAGUAGGAUGAUGUCAACUGUACAUAAGGGUGGUUUUAGAUCAUAUAGAUUUGAUAUAAAAGGUCAGAAUUUUGUGUUCAAUAUAGGUUCAUAUUAAGAAGCAACAAGCACGCACAGCAGCAGUUUUGGUGCUUGUUUUGGUUUAGUUUAGUUACGCUUUUGGUUGCAAUUCCGGCCAACCAUUUAUGCAAUUACAACUUUUUUGCUGAGUUACAAAAGGAAAUUAAAUUUCACGGUGAACUUUUGACUGGGGUUAUCUAUUUUCUUAUGGAUAAAAUUUUUGGGAGGCGUUACUUAUUAUAGGCACUUGAUUCAAUUAAACCUUGAACACCUGUUAAGGGAUCAUGUUAGAAAUGCAUUUACAUAUGUCGAUUGUUAAAUGGAAUGUUGUCUGUGAUAAGCAUUAUAGGUAGCACAUAAGGAUUUCUUUCUUGAGGGAUGAUAAAGAUCUGUCAGCAGAGAUUGGUUGAUUUUAUUUUUCUGGAGACAAGUCCAUGAAUUAUCCUUUUUCUACAUCCAAUCUUUUGCUAGCACCUAGCAUAUUAACAAUUCCAGUUAUGAACUCUGUGGUUUGAUGCUGCCAUCUGGUUAGGUUCCAACAGCUUGCAAACUAUUUCAUUUGAAUAUUUGACGAGCAAGCACCAGUGUUUGCACCAUUGGCUGCUCCAAGAGUCAUGCAUGCAAUCCUUGUGCUGCUGUACAUCCGUGAACAUGAUUGGAAAGUUGUAGAGCGCAAUUUAAGGGACAUACCUUUAGUUCAAACUCGAGCAUAACAGGCACUUCACAUGAUAGGACAUUAGUCAUCAUGUAUAAUCCACCAUUGGAUGCACAUGGACCUAGGAUAGAGUACCCCAUUUUUGAAAUUUUUGCUCCUGUCAACUUUACUGCAUGUGCUUCAAACUUUAAAUUAUUAUGUUUCCCAUAAAUUUUUAUAUUACCAUG
Abrus precatorius (Indian licorice) is the source of this 3280-nucleotide messenger RNA. Its product is annotated as beta-glucuronosyltransferase GlcAT14A-like. Gene Ontology annotation, cellular component: membrane. The transcript is spliced from 4 exons. The record is from RefSeq and is a predicted model, not a curated record. Gene Ontology annotation, molecular function: glucuronosyltransferase activity. The coding region runs from base 1021 to 2322 and encodes 433 amino acids. NCBI's taxonomy places the organism in Eukaryota, Viridiplantae, Streptophyta, Magnoliopsida, Fabales, Fabaceae.